AUGUCGAUAACACAACCUCCACUCCCCCCAUUGACAACAUCUCCAUCCACUACCACGAAUAUAAAUGCCACGACUGCUACUACCGCUGGUAAUGCGACAGCAGCAAGGCUAUCAAACAUAGUAACUGGUCACUCGACUGGUCACUAUUCUGAUCACCAGCAGGCAACUCCAGAAUCAAGACCACCCAACUUGACAUCUACCUCGACGGCUGCCGGUAGUGCUACAGCUACAAGCGCUGUCUCCACAGAGCACCACGGCGGGCACUUGCACCCCCCAACCCAUCAACAACACCAAUCGACUGACCAUCAACUACCUCCUCCUCCUCCUCCAACACAACCACAACCACAACCACAACCACAACAAGAAUCCUCGACAAUAUCUUUGCCGUCAUUCAAUGUCGAUGCUCACCCCACCGUCCUUGCAGCAGCUGCCACUGCCGCUGCCGCCCAUCAUCAUGCCUCUGCCAACCAUGAUGACCACCAAGCCCUUCAAUCUGCCAUUGUAGUUGCUCCCGACGCCGUUGGUCAAGCACCACAACCAUCCAUAGAGCCAGGCAACGUUGCAAACCCUCAAUCAUAUCCGCCUGAAGCAGCGGCCAUGUAUACACAGGCACUUCCAAUGGCCUCUCAGACACCUUCUCCAGCCUCCGCUACCACGCCGAAACCCCAGUCCAAGACCACCCGCCUGCGGAGGGCGUGUGACCUGUGCAGCUCAAGGAAAGUCAAGUGUGAUGAGACUCAUCCUUGUCGGCCAUGUCGCGAUCUUCAGGUCGACUGUACCUUUAACCGGGAAAUGAGGCGUCGAGGUCCUCCCAAUAGGCAUGCAGAGGCUGCCAGAGCAGCGAAGCGUCCGCGACUCGAACCUGCCUUGCCAAACAACAUGGGCCACCAUGCACAGCCUCACAACGCCGCCCAGACUUUGAUUUCCAUCGCUGGCAACCCGCGAGGCGGCCACCACGCAGAGGCGCAUGGGCAGACUCAGACUAUGCUCGAUGCCGAAUCGAUAGCCCCAUGGUCCGUCUUGGUGCUCCUCGUUGACGACUUCUUCACCUAUAUCCACCCCUUGACGCCCUUCCCCCACGAGCCUACCUUCCGUCAGCAACUGGCCAACCGCGAAGACCAAAAGAGCCGCGAGUUUCUGGCCCUACUCGCCAGCAUGGUAGGCUGCCUGGUUGCCUCCUUUCCCAGGACCGCACGGUUGCAUUUCAAGUCACAGCAUGGCCUGAAUCUGUUCCCCAAGGCCAUUUAUCUCGUCGACCGAUGCCGCCAGGUGGCCAUGGAAGCCCGUGGUUCUCACUUUUAUAACCGAGAAGACAUGACGGUUUACGACGCAGUCACCAGCUAUCUCCUCGGCUUGGCUGCUGCUUACACUUUGCAAUGGAAGGACCAGAUCGGCAAGCGUGUCUUCUGGGUCCUGUUUCUGGGUGUCCGCUCAAUGAUGCAGCUCGGCGGGCCCAGUGGCGAUGUAGUGUUCCCCCCACCGACACCUGCCGAGCCGUAUCCCGAUUUCCCCGUUGAGGUGGACGACGAGUUCAUUCUGCCCUCCCAAAUCCUGGUGCAGCCCCCGUCUGUCGUGUCACGUCUGACUGGCUUCGUUCAGGCCAUAAAGAUUUAUAUGACCAUGAACCCGUUGGUCAGCAUCGAGUUAUCAUACGGCCUCUCAACACUACCCUUUCAGGAUCAAAAGGUCAUGUUACAGGAUUGCGUGCAAGCUGUGAAGCAGGUCAUGGAAGGCAUGCCCCCAGAACUCACUCUGGACUUGGACAGCAAUCCCGCCGACGGUAUGCCAACAAGCCUGAGUGAGCUAUCUCGAAUUCCGGCGUCGCGUAGCGCUCUUAGCGACAGUGGAUUCCAGUACUGCCCACCCGCCUAUCCUGCACAUCAGCCGGCCUCAGACAUCCAACAUAUCGUCAAUAACGAUCAUGGUCGUCGUCUGCUUCAAUAUGAGAUCCAAAAGGCAAAUAUAUAUGCGUCGCAGGUCGCGACACGCUCAUACUUCGUCGAACGCUACCUAAAUCUUCGCGAUGCCCAUCGCGAACAUACCCGCCAUCAAGCAGCACAAGCAUAUGCUGCCGUCACGGCCGUGGAGAAUGGCGUCAACGGCAGCAAUGGAGUUUCCCAUGAUAGUAAUAAGAGCGUUGCCGCUGCUGCCCUACACGCUGCUACAGAGGAGUUAUCUGAUCCUAUUGACGAGAACAUGACAUCCGAGCGUGAGCUGAUUGUCCAGAAUCUCCUUGUCGUGCUGGCUUCCAUCUCUCAACGCAACAUGGAGCCCAAUGGCGCAUCCUUCAUCAAUAAGGUUCGUCAGGUGGCUUCCACUCUCGUCCACGAUGCUCCUGGAAGGAAGGGGCCCAUGGCCACCAAGGCCCAAGAGCCUCUCACCCGCUUUCUAGACAUUCUCAUGAGGCUGGAGAAGACUGGACCAGGGAACACGGACCGGGGUGACGGGACCAUGACUCCGCAGGAUGAAGAGAUGGAACUCAGGAGCUGGGCGGACCUGCGAGAGCACCAGAUGCGAUUUUACCAAAGUGGGGGGUUCAUGGGUCAACUCUAG
This is a messenger RNA of Neurospora tetrasperma FGSC 2508, 2553 nucleotides long. RefSeq lists its product as uncharacterized. The coding region runs from base 1 to 2553 and encodes 850 amino acids. Gene Ontology annotation, molecular function: DNA-binding transcription factor activity, RNA polymerase II-specific; zinc ion binding. The transcript is spliced from 3 exons. Gene Ontology annotation, biological process: regulation of DNA-templated transcription. NCBI's taxonomy places the organism in Eukaryota, Fungi, Ascomycota, Sordariomycetes, Sordariales, Sordariaceae. The record is from RefSeq and is a predicted model, not a curated record.